AUGCGGGCUCUAGAUACCCUAAGGCUCUCUGUCCCAAAUCUGGAACCAUUCACACAGCCACCACAGCUAUCCACCGAUGACACAUAUAUUUACACCUCUAGAAAACCUGGACUCUCUCUUAAAGAAAACCUCCAAAUAUGCGGCAGUAUGGACCUGAGGAACAACAUCAGCGCCCUGCACAGGCUGUGUGGGUGUCGUGUCAUCGACGGUCACCUUCACUUUGUUCUCCAGGAGCAGCGCGACAAGUGGUCCGUUGAGCGCCUCUCUGGGUAUACCUUCCCUGACCUGAGGGAGAUCACCCACCACCUCCUCAUCUACCGCGUCUUCAACCUCACCUCCCUCAGGCGACUCUUCCCUAAUCUCGCUGUCAUCAGGGGGAAGGUCCUCUUCCACAACUACGCUCUGGUCAUCUACGAUGUUCCUAGCCUGCAGGAGGUUGGCCUCGUCUCCCUCUCCGUCAUCCUCAGAGGGUCAGUCCGGAUAGAGAGGAACCUGAAGUUGUGUUAUGUUGACACCGUCGACUGGAGCCUCAUCACCGCCAACCGUCCGGCUCAGAACUACCUCAAUCACAACCGCCACGAAGCUGAGUGUCCAGCCUGCCCUCAGGAGCUGGGCUGCUUCCCGUCCCAGCGCUGUGGGGCUCCACGCUGCUGGGGACCCAACCACUGCCAGACCCUGUGCAGGAGCGAGUGUGUUGGAGGAUGCGUUGGGGACCAGUGUUGUCACGAGCAGUGUGUUGGGGGCUGUCGCUCGCCUGGGGACCCACAAGCCUGCCACGCCUGCAGAAACCUUCUGGACCAGCAACGCUGCACCCACUCCUGCUCCAGCCACAAGUUCAAGGUGGCGAAGCACAGGUGUGAGCGCCGUGAGCUGUGCUCUGACAACUACGCCAUCAAGUGGGACACUGAGGAGUGUGUGGAGCGCUGCCCACCCCACUACACCCACACCACCAUCCUGCUCGGGUCCCGCGUCCUUACCCAGUGUGUCCCCUGCAGAGAGAUGGCGUGUCCGCGGCGCUGUCCAGCCUCCACCAUCACCAGCAUCAGUCACGCCCAGAUCCUGAGCGGCUGCACCAUCAUCGAUGGACAUCUCACCAUCUACAUCAGUGGUGGAGAGAACCUGGAGAGGGAACUGGAGGAGCAUCUGAGCAACAUAGAGGAGAUCACCGGCUUCCUCAAGAUCUUCCGCUCCAGCCUCACCUCCCUCAGCUUCCUCAACAGCCUCACCAGGAUAGGUGGAGAGAUACUCCUCCACAACAAUUACUCGCUGGUGGUGCUGGACAACCCCAACCUGCACUCCCUCUGGAACACCACCAACCUCACCGUCGACAACGGCAAGGUGUUCGUCCAGUCCAACCCCAAGCUCUGCCUCCACCACAUCCAACAACUAGUGAACGACGCCAACAUCACCGGCCUCUCGGAGACUGACGUCUCCUCCACCUCCAACGGCGACAAGGCUCCAUGUAAUGUGAGGCCCCUCAACGCUACCGUCAACUCCUCGCCACUGUACGGCACACUGACUGUCACCGUCGCCUCCACCUCCCUCCCUCCUGACACCGUCUAUUACGUCAACUACAAGAAGACAGACAACAACGUCUCCCUCUACGAGAGCGAGGGACCCUGCAGCGACCUGGGGUGGUCGACGAUGGAAAUGGGUGCAGGGACUGGCACCAUCGUCAGCCUGGAGCCAUAUACCCGCUACGCUGUCUACGUCAAGGUGUACUCCCUGGGUACUAGUACCAAGGGCGCCCAGUCCGAUGUCCUCUAUGCCAUUACCAGUCCCUACAACCCGACAGAGCCAGUGCACCUGGGAUGGACAUCACCAAACAGCUCCAGCCUGGAGGUGUGGUGGGAGCCGCCCCGGCGUCCCAACGGUGUCAUCGACCACUACCUCGUCACGCUCACCCGUCUCCCAGACACCCACACCGUACCCCCGGACCUCGACUUCUGUAACCAGGACACAAGGGCCUACGUGGACAAGAACCUAGUUACCGUCUGGGAUGAUGACGUGUCGACCGUGCCAGAGAGAACGCCCAAGGAGCAAGUGGAGGCGACGCAGGAGGAGGAGGAGGAGGAGGAGCCUCUGGUCAUGGAGGGCGACAACUCCUGCAGGGUGACGCCCGCGCCCUCCUGCUGCGCCUGUCAGAACACUGGGCCAGGUGGCGACCAGGAGGUGAUAGGCUUAGAGGAUUUCAUUACGGACAGCGUCUAUCUUAAGAUGUCGCAACGAGCGACCCGUGGGAACCUCUUCGUCAAUGACGAGGAGCUCCAGGCUAAGCUUUGGAACGUCCAGCAGCCCAACGGGAACUCUGUCCGGAAGAACGAAGCGAUCAGAGUACCGAAAGAAGAUUCCGCUAUCCUGCAUCCAACCGGAAAUAGCGGGUUUUCUAGGCUUCUAUCGGGUCAGCAGGAAGAAGACGAGGAGCUUCUGUUUCACCAUAGCAAAGUGGAAGAGUUCUCCUUACAUGUGGGGCAGGACGAUCAUUUCUCCUUUUACCAGAGACAGAUGAAAGAGUUCCCUCUCCACCAGAGCCAGACGGCGCCCCAGGUCCCUACCCAGGCGGGGAUCCAGGCGGACUACCAGGCCCACGAGGAGGACCUCACCCAACACAACCGUACACUCUCCACACACGGCUCAGCGCUGCUCCAUCAAGUGCGGAUGACCCGGGAGCUCCGUGUGCGCCUACACCACCUUCACCACUACUCCUUAUACUUGGUGGAAGUGGUUGCCUGCCAGGCGCCCACCACAGUGCCAUUGGUGGUCCAGCGCGACCACCUCCCCUUCGUCAGUAAGCUGUGUUCCUCCAUCCCCGCCCGCGUCGCCGCCUACACCAGGCCCAGCGGAGCGGCGGACGACAUCCCCUGUGGGUCAGUGCGUGCUGUAGUGGUCCACAACACCUCUACAGGCUCCGUGGUCAUCACCUGGGCGCCUCCCUUCAACCCCAACGGCGGAGUGGUUGCCUACAUCUAUAGAGUCCAGGGUGUGAGUGUCCGGAGGUGUGUGAGCAGCCGACAGUUUGAGGAGGACGGCCGCGUGGUGGAGCUCCGUGACCUCUCGCCCGGUAACUACUCCCUCUGGGUCAAGGUCAGGUCAAAGGUCAGCUACGGCAAGUUCUCCACUCCAGUGUUCUUCCUCAUUCCGGACCCGUCUUGGCAGGAGGUGAACUUAGUGGUGAUCUCAGUGGUGAUGAUGCUGGCGGGGGCCGUGGUGGCCGCUGCUGUCUGCUGUUUUUGGCGCAGAUAUAAAGCCACCUACACCAUCCCUGACACUGUCGAUAAGGUCGACAUCAACCCUUACUACUGUGAGGGCUUCGCUCCGGCUGAGAUGUUCCGGCAGAACUUAAUUUUCUGGCGUGGGGAUCUGAAGGUUUUACACGACCGUCCUCUUGGUCAUGGAUUCUUCGGGAUGGUGUUCGAGGGAGAACUGAGUCGUGGCGGCCAGCACACAAGGGUGGCUGUGAAGACCCACAGCGACAGGGCCACCGACGAGGAGAUUCGCCAGUUCCUCAAGGAAGCAGCUCUUAUGCAGAACAUCUCGUGUCACCAUGUGGUACAGUUGCUGGGUGUAGUGGGGGACUACUCUCCCGUCUACGUGGUGAUGGAGCUCAUGCACGAGGGUGACCUCAAGACCUUCUUGAAGAAGCGCCCACCAAACUUUCUGACCGGCCAGAAGAUGAUGGAGAUGGCGGUGGAGGCUGCGGACGGGAUGGCGUACUUAGCGGCGUGCAAGCUUGUGCACCGGGACCUGGCGGCGCGCAACUGCAUGCUCAACAAAGACCUUACCCUCAAGAUUGGCGACUUUGGUCUCUCCCGUAAUCUUCAGUCUGACUACUACAGGAAAGAGGGUCAGGGAGUACUGCCGGUGAAGUGGAUGGCGCCGGAGAGUCUUCAGUUCAGUGUGUACAGCACCCACAGUGAUGUGUGGAGCUACGGAGUCCUGCUGUGGGAGAUGGCCACCAGGGGCGUCACACCCUACAAGAACCGAACCAAUGAUGAGGUGAUCCGGCUUGUGGUGGAGCGGUACGCCACUCUGGGCCGUCCCAGGAACUGUCCCCUGCCACUCCAACAAGUCAUGAGACGGUGCUGGAGGUACGAGCCCAGGAGAAGACCUUCCUUCCUCUCUAUCACCAAGUUCCUGCUCAAGCACACAUCGGCAGAGUACCAGCAGCGCUUUGAAGGGCUCUCCUUCUACCACAGCCGCUACAACCACUACUCCAGGUACCACCAGACGGAGAGAAGCGGCUUCAUGGCCGACACUGCCAGAGAGAGCGAUGCCGACGACCACUCAGACGACCAGGCCCUUAUGACUUCCCCAGAAUUAAGUGAUGGAGGUGAGACGCUUUCUUCUUCUCCAUCUUAUACCCGGAAAGUACAUGCUGUGAGCGGGACCCAUCAUGCUGGGAGCGGGACCCAUCAUGCUGUGAGCGGGACCCAUCAUGCUGGGAGCGGGACCCAUCAUGCUGUGAGCGGGACCCAUCAUGCUGGGAGCGGGACCCAUCAUGCUGUGAGCGGGACCCAUCAUGCUGGGAGCGGGACCCAUCAUGCUGUGAGCGGGACCCAUCAUGCUGUGAGCGGGACCCAUCAUGCUGGAAGCGGGACCCAUCAUGCUGUGAGCGGGACCCAUCAUGCUGUGAGCGGGACCCAUCAUGCUGGGAGCGGGACCCAUCAUGCUGUGAGCGGGACCCAUCAUGCUGUGAGCGGGACCCAUCAUGCUGUGAGCGGGACCCAUCAUGCUCUGAGCGGGACCCAUCAUGCUGUGAGCGGGACCCAUCAUGCUGUGAGCGGGACCCAUCAUGCUGUGAGCGGGACCCAUCAUGCUGGGAGCGGGACCCAUCAUGCUGGGAGCGGGACCCAUCAUGCUGUGAGCGGGACCCAUCAUGCUGUGAGCGGGACCCAUCAUGCUGGGAGCGGGACCCAUCAUGCUGUGAGCGGGACCCAUCAUGCUGUGAGCGGGACCCAUCAUGCUGUGAGCGGGACCCAUCAUGCUGGGAGCGGGACCCAUCAUGCUGGGAGCGGGACCCAUCAUGCUGUGAGCAGGACCCAUCAUGCUGUGAGCGGGACCCAUCAUGCUGUGAGCGGGACCCAUCAUGCUGUGAGCGGGACCCAUCAUGCUGUGAGCGGGACCCAUCAUGCUGGGAGCGGGACCCAUCAUGCUGGGAGCGGGACCCCUCAUGCUGGGAGCGGGACCCAUCAUGCUGGGAGCGGGACCCAUCAUGCUGGGAGCGGGACCCAUCAUGCUGUGAGCGGGACCCCUCAUGCUGGGAGCGGGACCCAUCAUGCUGGGAGCGGGACCCAUCAUGCUGAGAGCGGGACCCAUCAUACUGGGAGCGGGACCCAUCAUGCUUCGAGCGGGAUCCAUCAUGCUGGGAGCGGGACCCAUCAUGCUGGGAGCGGGACCCAUCAUGCUGUGAGCGGGACCCCUCAUGCUGGGAGCGGGACCCAUCAUACUGGGAGCGGGACCCAUCAUACUGGGAGCGGGACCCAUCAUGCUUCGAGCGGGAUCCAUCAUGCUGGGAGCGGAACCCCUCAUGCUGGGAGCGGGACCCAUCAUGCUGGGAGCGGGACCCAUCAUACUGGGAGCGGGACCCAUCAUGCUUCGAGCGGGAUCCAUCAUGCUGGGAGCGGGACCCAUCAUGCUGGGAGCGGGACCCAUCAUGCUGGGAGCGGGACCCGUCAUGCUGGGAGCGGGAUCCAUCAUGCUGGGAGCGAGACCCAUCAUACUGGGAGCGGGACCCAUCAUGCUGUGAGCGGGACCCAUCAUGCUGGGAGCGGGACCCAUCAUGCUGGGAGCGGGAUCCAUCAGGCUGGGAGCGCGACCCAUCAUGCUGGGAGCGGGACCCAUCAUGCUGGGAGCGGGAUCCAUCAUGCUGGGAGCGGGACCCCAUCAUGCUGGGAGCGGGACCCAUCAUGCUGGGAGUGGGACCCAUCAUGCUGGGAGCGGGAUCCAUCAUGCUGGGAGCGGGACCCAUCAUGCUGGGAGCGGGAUCCAUCAUGCUGGGAGCGGGACCCAUCAUGCUGGGAGUGGGACCCAUCAUACUGGGAGCGGGACCCAUCAUGCUGGGAGCAAGACCCAUCAUGCUGGGAGCGGGAUCCAUCAUGCUGUGAGCAGGACCCAUCAUGCUGUGAGUGGGACCCAUCAUGCUGUGAGCGGGACCCAUCAUGCUGUGAGCGGGACCCAUCAUGCUGUGAGCGGGACCCAUCAUGCUGGGAGCGGGACCCAUCAUGCUGGGAGCGGGACCCCUCAUGCUGGGAGCGGGACCCAUCAUGCUGGGAGCGGGACCCAUCAUGCUGGGAGCGGGACCCAUCAUGCUGUGAGCGGGACCCCUCAUGCUGGGAGCGGGACCCAUCAUGCUGGGAGCGGGACCCAUCAUGCUGGGAGCGGGACCCAUCAUACUGGGAGCGGGACCCAUCAUGCUUCGAGCGGGAUCCAUCAUGCUGGGAGCGGGACCCAUCAUGCUGGGAGCAGGACCCAUCAUGCUGGGAGCGGGACCCGUCAUGCUGGGAGCGGGAUCCAUCAUGCUGGGAGCGAGACCCAUCAUACUGGGAGCGGGACCCAUCAUGCUGGGAGCGGGACCCAUCAUGCUGGGAGAGGGACCCAUCAUGCUGGGAGCGGGACCCAUCAUGCUGGGAGCGGGAUCCAUCAUGCUGGGAGCGAGACCCAUCAUACUGGGAGCGGGACCCAUCAUGCUGGGAGCGGGAUCCAUCAUGCUGGGAGCGGGACCCCAUCAUGCUGGGAGCGGGACCCAUCAUGCUGGGAGCGGGACCCAUCAUGCUGGGAGCGGGAUCCAUCAUGCUGGGAGCGGGACCCAUCAUGCUGGGAGCGGGAUCCAUCAUGCUGGGAGCGGGACCCAUCAUGCUGGGAGUGGGACCCAUCAUUCUGGGAGCGGGACCCAUCAUGCUGGGAGCAAGACCCAUCAUGCUGGGAGCGGGAUCCAUCAUGCUGGGAGCGGGACCCAUCAUGCUGGGAGCGGGAUCCAUCAUGCUGGGAGCGGGAUCCAUCAUGCUGGGAGCGGGACCCAUCAUGCUGGGAGCGGGAGCCAUCAUGCUGGGAGCGGGAUCCAUCAUGCUGGGAGCGGGAUCCAUCAUGCUGGGAGCGGGACCCAUCAUGCUGGGAGCGGGAUCCAUCAUGCUGGGAGCGGGAUCCAUCAUGCUGGGAGCGGGAUCCAUCAUGCUGGGAGCGGGACCCCUCAUGCUGGGAGCGGGACCCCUCAUGCUGGGAGCGGGACCCAUCAUGCUGGGAGCAGGACCCAUCAUGCUGGGAGCGGGAUCCAUCAUGCUGGGAGCGGGACCCCUCAUGCUGGGAGCGGGACCCCUCAUGCUGGGAGCGGGACCCAUCAUGCUUGGAGCAGGACCCAUCAUCCUGGGAGCGGGACCCCUCAUGCUGGGAGCGGGACCCAUCAUGCUGGGAGAGGGACCCAUCAUCCUGGGAGCGUCCUUGUUUUUGGCAAAGAUAAAUGAGGCUACUCUAUUUGGGGUAAUUGGACUGGGAGACUUUUCUGGCAGAGACAUUAAAUAUUAUAUUCAAGUUUAUCUUACAUUCACACAUGAUGUUUCAGACACUCCCGAAAAGGACUUCAUUCGCGAUAGAAGAACUCCUAAUAUAAGUUCUAAGUCAAAAAGAACUUUUUCUACACCAAAUGAACCAACCUCAUGGUCGGGUAAAGUCACCUUCGGCAGGACCGCCGAGGGUAUUGGAGAAGGGCAAGACCUGACUGUGUGCGGCCGAUGGAGCGGAGUAAGUCAACAUUCAGCGAAUAAACAUCUAUAUACAAACUACUCCUCAGAUGACACGUGCUCUGACCAAAGUCUCUGUGUGGGUAGGGUGUGUCAGGGGCUCGGGGACCAGAAGGGUGCUGGACUGCCCAUAUUUCCUACGCCACAGGACUAUCGAGAGCUACGCUUUUCUCAGUUACAUCUGGGUACUCCUAGCACCCAAGGUAGCGCUCGCUGCUCGAGUUCCUCGCUGAAACCCUCUAACAGUCCGCAACCGCUGUGCUUUAAUUCACCCAGUGGGAGGUGUUCCUCACCUGUGUCCCCAAUACUCGCACGUUCAUUAUCAUCUCUUACACAAAGGUCGCUGGGAAGCAACCUUACACUUACAAAUAUCUUUCAAUCUAGUAUUAAAUUUCGACCUCCUUCACCAAAUUUAUCAAUUCCAGUUUAUUCUAACUUAAAGAGAGGCUUCUCAAGUUCAGAGGUAUGCAAUAUUCGAACAUUUCCAACCCUGCCCUCCGACGAAGGCUCAAUACUCGAUAUUCAUAGGUUUUUCUCUGAAGAUACGGAUAGAAGUUCUCCGUCUACGACUGCAUGUGCCCCUUCAACACCUUAUAACAGUCAACAGCAAAAUAAAUGUAUCUCAGAGCCUUCAGUAAGUUCUCCACCCACACCUUUAACUAGACAUUCAGAUCAACUUCUAGAUUCGGACACGAUUCUGAGGGACCAGAAACUGACUCUAGACCUACAAACGUCGCCAUGUCAUACUCUGCAUAAGCCAGAACUUCUAGAGCCAGGAAGUUUCUAUGUUAAUAGUAAUACGUCCACAAGCAUCCAAGACUCGACACAGGCACAAGGAAGUUCUUGUAAAGGUUUGCUUCGUAAGAUUGAGAAGGGAAGUGUGUGUAUACCAAGCUCCCUCACUGCCACACUCCGCAGGGCAGCAGCGGCAUCUGACACUCGAAAUACGAACAACUCUCCAGGAGAUUUUGAGAUGCGGUAAAAUAAGGUCUUGUGUUUUCACGGAAUAGUCGAUCAUUGAACUUGAUGUAUUACCAUUAAUACUAUUAAUGGCCAGCCAUAAAGAUAAUAUAUCGGCUACUUUUACUUUUCAGAUAGCUAAACAAAUUGGUUUGUCAUUCUUUCAUGGCAUGUUUAGAAGUGUAUGAUCUCUGAAAGUGACUAAUUAUUUACUGGGUCAGACCAGAUAAUUACAUUAUUGAAGUUAUACAUGUGUGAUAUCAUCAGGAUACAUCUAAGCAGUGCCUUAUGGAAUAUAAACUGGCUAGUUAUGUGUCAGAACUUGUGUCGAAGAUUUAUAAACACUCACGUCA
Procambarus clarkii (red swamp crayfish) is the source of this 9046-nucleotide messenger RNA. NCBI's taxonomy places the organism in Eukaryota, Metazoa, Arthropoda, Malacostraca, Decapoda, Cambaridae. The record is from RefSeq and is a predicted model, not a curated record.